Macrosiphum euphorbiae (potato aphid) is the source of this 981-nucleotide messenger RNA. The record is from the annotation of a GenBank genome assembly. NCBI's taxonomy places the organism in Eukaryota, Metazoa, Arthropoda, Insecta, Hemiptera, Aphididae.
AUGGCUGAAUCACAAAACCUUUCAAAAGUUGUAUUCUUGCCUGAUCAAGAAGAGGUUUUGAUUGAAGAAGUUCGUAAUAAUCCUGUACUGUAUGAUUUAUCAAAAACAAGUCACAAAGACAUCAUUUUGAAAGAUGAGAUAUGGAAAGAUAUUUCCAUAAAAGUUGGAAGAUCUAUCGACGAUUGCAAGAGGCGAUGGAAAAAUAUAAAAGACACGUAUAAUAGAAAUAAAAGGAAGUUAGGAACAGGAUCUGCUUCAUCAUCUAAAAAAAAAUGGAUCUUGGCAGAUCGCGUAUCAUUCUUAAACUCCGUGAAUAAUGAGCGAAGUUUCAUUAAUAUUUUUAGUUCUACAUCUAACAUUGAUACGCCACUAAAUGAAGAUGGAAGUGUUGGUACUGACGAUGAGAUUGAUAUUGAUGAUUCAAAUAAAGAUGAUGUUGACUUACCAGGGUGCUCAUUUGCGGGUAAUCGUGCUAGAUCAAAAACGGAUAAGCUAGCCGCGAUAUUGGCAAAAAAAACUCAAGAUCGAAACAUGAUAAUCCAAAGCAUUCAACAACAAAAUGAACAACUUUUAAACGCCAAUAAAAAUGAAGAAGAUGACAUUGAUUUAUUUUUUAAAAGCAUAGCUCUUACUGUAAAAAAAUUACCGACAAUGGGCAUUAAUGAAGCUAAAAUUAAGACACUUAUGUUUAUAAAUGAGCUUCAAGAAAAAUAUGCUAAUCCUCCUCAAAUUAGUGCGCCUAGCUUUUUUCCGAUUCAAAACUUCCAACAAAACCAACAACAUUACUACGGAGUUCCUAACACACAAAACAUAUCGCCGAUUUCAUACUCUGACUCAGACCGUUCUCAAACUUCAUCGUCUACCAUUUCAUACACUACAGCUAUCAACCCACAAGCCAUCGCACCAUCGCACUUGACAUUCUCGCCUCAAAACGACUUGGAAAGUACAUCUUCACCGGCAUACUUCAAUAAUUCCAAAUAA